AUGAGUGGCCCCUGUAUCACUGUUAGACUGACGGCCCUCAUGUUUCUAUGGAAGUGGAUAACAAUAAGCCUGCUACUGAGCUGGAUGUUGGUAGAGGCCAACGAUGGAGAGCCUUCAGUGACUGGAUUCACUGGCUCUGCAGGGGCCCUAGGCUGGCUACUGACAGGCAAGGGUCCUUUCCACAACUCACAGGAGUUUACUGAUUUCGCAGAGCGCUACCAGCAAGGAUUCACCACGAAAUACAAAAUAUACAGGGAGUUUGGACGAUGGAAGGUGAACAGCCUGGCCUUGGAAAGGCAAGUUAACAAUGGUUUUCCCUUUCCACUGGACCCGGAAUUCCUCCAGACCAUUCGGCAACUUGGAAGGCGGCCUAGUCUCAGCGUGAUCACUGACAACCUCAUUAGGAAAUACGGGACCCACUUCCUACUUUCUGCCACGCUCGGAGGAGAAGAAUCUUUAAUGAUCUUUGUGGACAAGCGGAAGUUGAGUCGGUCAACUGAGUUGACUGACACUAAUGGUACAGCUUUGACACUGGAGGCUCUCCACCAACUGGCUGCCUCCUACUUCAUUGACAGAGAGAGCACCCUUCACAAGCUGCACCACAUCCAGAUUUCUUCCACUGUCAUCAAGGUGACGGAAACAAGGACGGGUCCUCUUGGAUGCAGUAACUAUGACAACCUUGACUCUGUCAGUUCCGUUUUGGUUCAGAGCCCUGAAAACAAGAUCCAUUUGCAAGGCCUUCACGCUAUACUGCCAGAAUAUCUGCGGGACAGGUUUGUGCAGGCAGCACUCAGCUACAUCGGAUGUAAUGAGGAAGGCCAUUUUGUGUGCCGGGACAAUGACUGCUGGUGCCAGUGUGCUGCAGACUACCCACAGUGUAAUUGCCCUGAGUUGGAUUUGAAGUCUAUGGAAGCAAGUUUGCUGCAAAUUCAAGAUUCUUGGAACACAGCCAACCAAGAAUUUGAAGAGUCAGACGAAUUCCAGAAUUUUGUUCGGAGACUUCCCACAUUGUAUGCUUUGAACACAUCUGCCGUCGAGUUCUUCUGGAAAAUGGAACCGGCAAUUCAUCAGCGCUACAAACAGCUGGAGCUCAACACUCAGCAGCUUCUGAGCAAAUCUAGGCGGCUCAUCAACAAGCUCUUCACCCUCAGCAAGAGGUGCCACACCAAGCCCAAAAUCGUUACUCUGAGGGAGAGACCUUUGACCUACUGGUUGAACUACAUCCUCUCCAUUAAGUACUGCAGUGAAAACAGUCACAUUGGCUCAUAUUUGGAGGAGACCCGCAGUUGUUCCUGCCCCUUCGAGCACCCUAACUGUCAAGGUCUUAUUCCCUGCACAGUGGGUGAAGGCACAUCCUGUGGCUCCUGUUCUUAUGAGAACCGUUCACGCUGUGCCACGUGCAACCAGGGUUACAUGCUUAGUCAGGGCACAUGUCGCAACGAAGUACCAGACUCCAUUGACCAUUACAUUGGCUUUGAGACGGACCUGCAGGACUUGGAGUUACGCUAUCUACUGCAAAAACGGGACAACCGCAUCAGCAUCCACGGGAUCUUUGUCAGCAAUGAUGUCAGGUUAAAUAACUGGUUUGAUCCAUCUUGGAGAAAGAGGAUGCUGCUGACGCUAAAAAGUAACAAAUAUAAGUCAAACCAUGUCCACAUGCUUUUAGGGAUUUCUCUUCAGAUUUGCCUCACCAAGAACAUCACAUUGGACCCAGUUUUGUCUGUUUAUAUAAACCCAUUUGGGGGAAGUCAUUCAGAGAGUUGGAUCAUGCCUACAGACCAAAACAACUACCCCGAAUGGGAGAGAACUAAGUUAGAGCUAGCCCCUGACUGUUAUAAUUGGACUUUGACUUUGGGCAACAAGUGGAAAACAUUUUUUGAGACCGUUCACUUCUAUUUACGGAGUCGUAUCAGGGGCCCUUCGAGUAAUGGAAAUGGAACUGUAUAUUAUGAACCGUUGGAGUACUUGGAACCAGGGCAAAAUCUUGGCUACAUGAAAAUCAACAACAUACAGGUUUAUGGCUAUAGUAUGCACUUUGACCCAGACGCAAUCCAGGACCUAAUUUUACAGCUGGACUACCCGUACACUCAGGGAUCACAAGAUUCAGCCCUGCUGCAGCUGCUGGAGAUCCGAGAUCGGGUAAACAGACUUUCACCACCCGGAGCUCAGCCUUUGGAUCUCUUCUCUUGCUUGUUGAGGCAUCGGCUCAAACUAACCUCAACAGACGUUGCCAGGAUCCAGGCUGCACUGCAGACAUUCAGUGCCAAACAGCCCAACUCGAUGGAAUACGAAACAACCAAAUUAUGUAGCUAA
Messenger RNA from Nerophis lumbriciformis (worm pipefish), 2313 nucleotides. The record is from RefSeq and is a predicted model, not a curated record. Lineage: Eukaryota; Metazoa; Chordata; Actinopteri; Syngnathiformes; Syngnathidae.